UAUAUACCUCGGCAAACCUGCAGCCAGAGCAUUUCACAACCAACAGCGACCAGGCAAGGACCUAUCUCGUGCGACGACCAGAGGCUCACAAAUAUAUAAGAGAUGAAGACCCAACAUUUGAUUAAACAGACAGCACACACGUGCCCGCCCAUCACACACGCAGCGGUGAUCACUGACCGGCGCAGCAAUUUCCAAGGGCACGCUGCGCAAGUACACAGUGUAGCAGAUGUAGAAGCAGUACUCAAGGAACUGAAACUGAACUCUAAAAUCCAGAACGCUAAACACAAUGUGUUUGCGUAUAGGAUCUUAGUGGAUGGAAAAUUGCUUGAACACGACGACAACGACGGGGAGAGAAAAGCGGGCGGCAGGCUCCUGCAUUACUUGAAGAUACGGGAUCUGCAGAAUGUGGUCGUGGUCGUGACCAGAUGGUUUGGCGGCAUUAUGCUUGGCGCAGACAGGUUCAAGCAUUACACAGAAGCAGCCAAGCAGGCCGUAGAGAGCGCCGGCUUGGACCGCCCCUCUGCGCCCAAGUUGACCAGCAAGUCACGGCGUCGUUAGGGCGCUCAGAUUACGAUUACCAGCUUUAUAUUUACAAUUGUACAUACUAUCACGCUUGUUUCCCAUUGCGGUAGA
This is a messenger RNA of Amyelois transitella, 633 nucleotides long. RefSeq names its product protein IMPACT-like. NCBI's taxonomy places the organism in Eukaryota, Metazoa, Arthropoda, Insecta, Lepidoptera, Pyralidae. Gene Ontology annotation, cellular component: cytoplasm. The record is from RefSeq and is a predicted model, not a curated record. The transcript is spliced from 4 exons. Gene Ontology annotation, biological process: regulation of translational initiation. Bases 103 to 558 code for a protein of 151 amino acids.